Molecule: messenger RNA, 6317 nt
Organism: Rhopalosiphum padi (bird cherry-oat aphid)
Lineage: Eukaryota; Metazoa; Arthropoda; Insecta; Hemiptera; Aphididae
Gene: chp
Product: chaoptin
Exons: 17
Coding region: 240-4214 (1324 amino acids)
Molecular function (GO): protein binding
Source: RefSeq, a predicted model, not a curated record
GUUUGUAAUAGGAGACCGCGCGGGCAUUCGGACGGGCAGUGCAGUGUGUUCGGACGGCUGUGUUAACUAGCUUAUACCAAUACGGGAACAUGUCGGCGAGUCAGAUUAUUAUGUUGUCUGUGUCGUCGUUCUAAAAAUGUAAAUCAACUGUAAACGGCCGGAGCGAGUGUAGUGGGCAUCGUUAGCGUCUGGCUUUUUUACGAAAAAAAAAAAAUAAAAAUAAUAACAAAGAAGAAAAAAUGACUGCCACGAACACCGGAUAUGCAUUUAUGGUAUUUGCAUUCUCGAUAUUAUGGAUGUCCCGCACAGAAGCUGAAAGUUUUUUGCAAGACUUUCAGCCGUGUACCUUCAAUCCUCUGUGUUCAUGCACUAAGUCAUACGACAGUUUGGGUGAAGUGCAUUGUGUCGAUGUGUACUUUCCGCGCAUACCACCGGCUAUCAACCGAUCUAGGUUGUCAACACUUCAUCUCAGGAACAAUGACUUGGACAGCAUAGAGCCUUACUUCCUCGUCAACACUGGUCUUUACAAGAUGACAAUUCAAGACAAUCCAUUGCCAAAUUUAAACGAUGAUUCAUUAUAUGGAUUAGAGCAUUCAUUAUGGGAACUGGAAUUAAUUAAUACUUAUUUAAACUACGUUCCAAGUCGGGCAAUACGAAUAUUAUUAAAAUUGAAAGUACUCAAUUUGUCAGGUAAUCAAAUAUCAGAGAUAAAGAUGGGCGAUUGGAAUGGACUGGAGAAUACUCUUAAAGUUUUAAAACUUGCAAACAACGCACUUACAUAUUUGCCACACAGGGCUUUUGAUGGCCUCGGGUUGUUAGAAAAUCUUGAUUUGUCGGGUAAUAUGAUUUCGGAAAUACAUGUAAAUGCAUUUCAAGACGGUCCAUUGCAACUAUUCAGACUCAAUUUAGCUGAUAAUUUGUUGAAAUAUAUUCCAUACAUUCAUUUAUCGUCAUCAGCGAUGAAAUUUCUGAAGUAUUUAGAUGUUAGUUACAAUUUAAUUGAAAGUACAAAAGGGCCAUUAUUAUCAGUAACAUCACGUGGUGGUGGAAGACAGAAGUUUCUUCUAGACGAAUUACAUUUGGAAUUCAAUCACAUAAAAGUUUUAGAAAAACAAAGUUUGCAGAAUUUUGAAUCUAUAAAUAAAACAUACUUUAAUGGAAAUCCAAUAACACAUAUUCAAGACGGAGCAUUUCAAAAUACUAAAAUUCGAGAAAUAUUUAUGGUCGAUUGUGAAAUUUAUAACGUAUCAUCUGAAGCGUUUAAAGGCCUUGAAACAUAUUUGCAUACAUUGGACGUGUCAAACAAUAACAUCACAGAAUUUCCUAUUAGGAAGUUACAGCAAAAUUUUAACGUGCUUAUGAAACUAGGACUUGGAGAUAAUAAGAUAAAAAAUGUAUUUCCUAUUCAUAUUAAUGAGGUAACAGAAAAAAUUAUAAAAUCAAAUGACAAGAAAAAAACAAACGACAAGACCGUAGUUUACGAGGAUAAUAAACAUAUUGCUCAAGAAAAAGAUAACAACUAUCAUGAAUUUUAUUCUUUGCAAGAUUUCGAUUUCUCUGGUUGGAAUAAUGGUCCGCUUCAAAUUAAAACUAUUAAUGGUUUUAAAUAUCUUCGCCGGCUUUCUCUGUCAAAGAUGACCACAUCAUUUUUAGAACCAGAAAUGUUUAUGAAUUUUACUAUUGAUAUGGAGGAACUUCAGAUCAUAGGGUCAGAUAUAAAAGCAAUCAGAGCACAUGCAUUUAAGCAUGUCCACGGACUAAAAUAUUUAGAUUUGUCUGAAAAUAUGAUAAGCACAUUAGAUUCUGAUGCAUUUAAAGAGAUUGGACAUUCACUACAAUACCUCAAAAUGUCACACGCUUUCGCAUCUACGUUUAAACCAGUACCAGCGGAAGCUUUUCGAUAUUUGAGCAAUUUGAAAUAUUUGGAAUUAAACAAUAAUCAUAUGCAAUAUCUUCGAGAAUCGAGUUUUCACUCUCAAACAAAUUUAAGGACGUUAAAGAUACAAGAUUGCAUGUUAGAAACUUUGCACAAAGGGACAUUUCAAGGUGGACAAGGAGGAAGUCAUAAUCAACUAGAGGAAAUAUACAUGUCAUUCAACUUUUUAAAAAAAAUUGAAGAAGGAUCUUUUGACGAUUUAUCAUCAUUAGGAAAGAUUCAUUUGGACGGAAAUCGAAUAAAUCGCAUUGAAAGGCAUGCUUUUACUAAUUUGGAGCGUUUAAGAUGGUUAAUUUUAAGAGGGAAUCAGAUUGAAAAGUUGGAAAUAGAAGCAUUUCAAAAUUUACCUCGUUUACAAGAACUCGAUUUAGCUUAUAACUAUAUUAAACACAUGGACUUUACAUUCUUAGAUCAAGUUGGAAUGCUUUCAUAUUUCCAUAUGAACGUUAGUCAUAAUCUCUUAUCAAAACUAUCAUCCAAUUACAAUGCUUCUACAAAGGAUCUAUAUAUACAAUCAAAUAUUAGGGUUUUAGAUAUUUCGCAUAAUAACAUUAGAAAUAUAGAAGACAAAUAUUUCUCUCCAAUGGAGUCAAGCCUAAGUUAUUUGCACAUGUCUUUUAAUAAUCUAUAUCAAGUGUCUAGAAAUGUGUUUGGUAACUUAUACAAUCUUAUAUGGCUAGAUCUUGGACAUAAUAAUAUCGUCGAAGUUGGAUUUGAUUCCUUUAAAGGAUCAAAAAGACUACAAGUUUUCAUAAUAUCUCAUAAUCAUUUAGCAGAUUUACCUAAUGAUUUGUUUAAAGGAUUUACUGAACUUCGAUUAGUUGAUUUUUCAUACAAUAAACUCCGAGUGUUGCCCGACAUGUUUUUCAGCGAAGAUAACUUAGAGAUAUUAAAUAUGGCUCAUAACGAAUUGUCUCGUAUGCCUGUUUUGUCAUUUAGCACACAUUCUGCGGGAAUUGUGUGUGAUAUGGAUUUAUCUUUCAACGCAAUAACCGCAUUACCUGUUUUUGAAAUGUUUUCUAGGUUUAAAUCAUUAAAACGGUUAAAUCUUGCUGGUAAUCGUUUGGUACAUCUUGAAGAUUCAAAUUUUGCGAGUUUAAUUCGUUUAACUUACCUUGACUUAAGUCAUAACGAUGCAUUAAGUUUUGAAAAUAGAGGUCGUAUGUUUUUAGGCCUCGAACAGUCACUUCAACAUCUUAGGCUUAAAAAUAUCUCUUUAACAUUCAUACCAGAAUUGCCACUACCAUCUCUUAUAAAUUUAGAUUUAUCUGGAAACCAUAUAGCGUCUAUUGGACCAGAUAGAGCUUCUAAUUUAUCAUCAUUGCGGAAUUUAGAUUUGAGUCAUAAUGAGUUGAUUGGAUUUCCAUCUAUCAUGAUGAAUUUACCAGAUCUUAACAACCUUAAUUUAUCAAAUAAUCAUAUUUAUGAUUUGAAUAACAGCACUUUAAAUAUUGGCGUUCAAAAGUUGAUUACUUUAGAUCUGAGUUACAUGCCAUUAGUGUCAUUUGAAACCGGCGCUUUAAAUAAAAUGACAUCUUUACAAACGCUAGUAAUGAGUACAUUUGUUGGUAUUAAGGAUUUCAAUAUUCCUUCUGUAAUUUCUGACAUUCAUACUCUUAGAAAUUUAAAUAUUAAAGUUGAUAAACUAUCACGAAUGGGGAAAGAAUUAAUCGGUUUAUUUCCAUAUAAACUAAGAAACUUCACGAUUAGUGGAAAAGCUUUACACGGUCUUGUAUUAAAUAAUGUAUUUCAGGGUCUGAGAUAUCCAAAUUUGAAUUUGACAAUUUUCAAUACUAGCUUGGACACGAUAUCAAAUGAAGUUUUUCGACACAUGGGGACUGUGAGAAAUAUUAGUUUAGAUAUCCGAAAUAAUUCAUUGAAGUCAAUAGGAAAUCCAUCCACUAAUACUUCACCAAAUCAUCAUGGUCAAACAUUUUUAACUUCGCUAAAAGUAUCUGGAAACCCGUGGACUUGUGAUUGUAAUAUUGGUUGGAUGGAAGUCUGGCAUCGUAAGAAACGUCAAUUUUUGUGCAAUCACGAAGAUCCGUCAACAGCGCCUUCGAAUAGAUACAGAGACGUUGAACACUAUUCAACUAGUAAAUCUACGUGUCUCAUCAGUGACGAAGAUCUUGAGAUAGCUGCUUGUGCAGAUAGGAAAAAACCACUAGCCGAAGCUUUUAAAAAUGACAUUGAAUGUGGAUGGGGAGCAGCUGGUAAAUGCCAAUUGCAUUUGGCAAUUAUUAUUUCUGUUGUAAUGGCAUACAUAAUUAUGAUAUAACUCCCAUAACACAACUAACGAAAAAAAAAUCUCACGGGAUUAGGCACUAAUAACAUGCGUUGAAAUAUUAUAAUAAAUAUAAAAUUAUUAAUAUUUAUUUUUCAAAUAGUUUUUAUAAAUCAAUUUUAUGAAUUUGUGAGUAUCACAAAAUCAAAGAAAAUAUUCUAACAUAGCUAAAUCUAGAUUUUUUGUGAACCUGAUCUACCUAUGCAUUUCGCUGUAUUUAACUUUAAUAUUGGGGGUUUUUUUUUAUGACAUUGGCUUCGUAUGAACCAUGAAGACAUGAAGUAACACAUUUUAUCAUAUUUACUAUUAAUGGUACUUAAUGUUUACUGUAGAUAUGAUCUAAUACAAUUAAUAAAACAUAAAGGAAACUUUUAAUUUGCUAUGUAGAAUAAUAUACCUAGGUAUUAUUAUGAUUGAUUAAUAAGUUAUUUGACAUAUGUUAAUAUUCUAAGUAAAUUAAACAAAAUAUACUAAGUUAAUUUAAAUAGAAUUAAAUAAUGUUGUGAAAUAUAGAUAUAAAAACAUAAUUUCCUAUAGUUAUAUGAAGUAAAUCGUCGCUUUUUAAAUUUGCGUAGUAUGGUACUUUCAACUUAUCGUAUUUUUAGAAUUUAUCGUUAAACAAAUUAACAAUAAUAAUAAUGUAACAAAUCGGAUUUUGAUGGUAAUAUAUUUUAAGUAAUAAAAUUGAUUGAUUUUUAAUUAAAAGCUGUAUACUUACUUGAAAAAAUUCUCAAAGCUAAUACAAAUAAUACAUAAUAUUAUGCACUAAUCAAUCAGUGGGUAUUCCUGUAAAAAGCUUUUUAUUCAGUAUAAUUUAGAUUUUUUUUAGGCGUAUUUUCCUAUAGAUUAGUCGUAUAAUUUUUAUGGGAUUAAUAACAUAAUAUGUGUAUACAAAAUUAGUUUUAUGUUGAAGUAGAUAUCGUCACAACAAGCAUUUUGUACUAUAAAACAGUUAAAUUUAUUUAUUUUUAUUUGUACUAAUAUGUUUUUAUAAUUUUUAAAAUAACGAUAAAUUAUACUUGUUAUUAAUUUCGUUAUAUAUUCAGAAAAAUGCAAUCAUUUGUUCUUAAAAAAACUAAUUCUAUACCUAAACUUAAUAAUAUAAUAUACUCUUAAGUAAACUGCUAUACUUAAAUCUGUUCAUAUUAAUUUCUAAAACAAAUCGCUCAUUUAUUAUAUUAAAAUUAUUAUUUAUAAUUUAAUGUAUUUAUUUAUCAUAAAAAAUUUUGCAUUAUAUCGCAAUCACAUGAAUUUUUUUUUUUAUAAUUUAAAAAUUCAUUUUAUUUUUAAUGAGUGAUGUUUACCAUUCACUAGUAUUCAACUAAUUUUCAUUAUAUAUAUUAUAUAAUAAUACUAUUAAGGUUAGUUUUAUUUAUCAGCUUGUAUUUAUUUAAAUUAAAUACGUAUUAUUUAACCAUUUAUUCCUUUAAAAUUGUUUUGCUAGUUUAAAUUUAAUGUUUUAAUCAAAUAAUAUUAUUUUAUAUUGGUCGAUAAUAAUAUUGCACAUGUAAUCCUUAAAGUAUGUUAUUAAAGAAUGAGGUAUAGCAAUGAAAAUGUGAUUUAUGACGUAUUUUAGACUCCCCUCAGAGAUCACCGCCAUUUUACAUCUAACCAAAUAUGAGAUAUGUAUUUAAUUAACAAUAUUGGUCAUGGACGGAGUUAAUUAUUAAAGGUUUUGUUUACUUAAAAAUUAAAUUUAUUACUUCAGUCUAUUAAAUUCCAUGUCACGAUUAAAUCAUUUAGUAAGAUGAUAAAAUAUAUAGUUUUUACAUUAAAAAAAUGUUUAAUAUCUAGAACCUUUGUUACAAUAGCGCUACGUUUUAAUCUUAAGCAAAUAAAUAAAAACCAAUUGUUGUAUGAUUUUAUUUAUUUUGAUGAACUGGAAGCAUUUUUAAAAUACAAUAUAUUGUACUACAGAUUUAAUAGCUAUCUGUUAAUAAACUAUAUUAUUGUAAGCAAAUAAAUGUUUAUAAGUAAGACUUUGUUACAUAUUAUACUUAAAAUAAAAAUACGAGUAAAUAAAUAAUUCUUAUUCAGUACAAAGAAACAAACACUUUUUAAAAUGUAAUCAGAAAAUAUAAAUAAUAUUUGCAUUUA